Pollicipes pollicipes is the source of this 732-nucleotide messenger RNA. Its product is annotated as magnetosome-associated protein MamJ-like. The transcript is spliced from 4 exons. The coding region runs from base 1 to 732 and encodes 243 amino acids. NCBI's taxonomy places the organism in Eukaryota, Metazoa, Arthropoda, Thecostraca, Pollicipedomorpha, Pollicipedidae. The record is from RefSeq and is a predicted model, not a curated record.
AUGGGCGGAGAGGAGCCCGCCGAGGACACCGGCGCGGGGGAGCCCGACACCAACACCGCGACAAACUCCAGCUCGAACGCCUCCGUAAAAGAGCCGGACGGUGACCAGCCUACCGACGACGCCGCUACCGUGGCUGAAUCGCACAGUGGUGAGCCCGAGCAGGACACGCCAGCAGCAGAGCCUGAGUCGGACACGCCGGCGGCAGAGCCCGAGCAGGACACGCCAGCAGCAGAGCCCGAGCAAGACACGUCGGCGGCAGAGCCCGAGUCGGACACGCCAGCGGCAGAGCCUGAGCCGGACACGCCAGCGGCAGAGCCCGACCAAGCCACGCCGGCGGCGGAGGAGCCGACCGAUGCGGCAGAAGAGAGCUACGCCGUGCCGCCCGUCGCCCCGAUGACAGGGCCGACGCUCGAACUGCCUGUGCCCGAGCCGAGUGCGAGCCCGGCGCCGGCCGAGCUCGACGACGCGUUCAGCAUCGUCGUGCCGGGCGCGCCGGGCGACGCGGAUGCGGACGGGGGCGAGGGCGAGGGCGGAGCGAAUGAGGGUGCCACAGGCGAUGUCACAACGGUGGACGACCUGGUCGCCAUGGACGUGCCUGACGUACGCCUGCCGCGCUGCCUAGGCUGGGGUCCGUGCGAGAUUCGCGGGUGGCUUGGCCGGCUCGGCCUGUCGCAGUACGUGGACGCCCUGCUCAACAACAACAUCUGCGGCCGCGCUGCCUUUGCCUGCUGA